AUGGCGCUCAGAAAGCCCGGAGGCAGAAGUGGACACUGUCUUUAUAACUGCCUGACCAAGCAGACACUGAAAAUCAGACCUUUUGAUAAUUUUGCAGAGAAACGUAAGGCGACUGGCAGAAAAGAGAAAGGCGACCCCCUGAACUCCGCCAUCGACAAAAUGACCAAAAAGACCAGGGACCUGCGCAGACAGCUGAGGAAGGCGGUGAUGGACCACAUCUCUGACUCAUUCCUGGAGACCAAUGUCCCUCUUUUGGUGCUCAUCGAAGCAGCUAAGAGUGGGAAUGAGAAGGAGGUCAAGGAGUAUGCCCAGGUGUUCCGUGAGCAUGCCAACAAGCUGGUGGAGGUGGCUAACCUGGCUUGCUCCAUAUCCAACAACGAGGAGGGAGUGAAGUUGGUACGAAUGGCCGCCACCCAAAUUGACAGCCUGUGUCCACAGGUCAUCAACGCUGCGCUCACUCUGGCCGCUCGUCCCCAAAGCAAGGUGGCCCAGGACAACAUGGAUGUUUUCAAGGAUCAGUGGGAGAAGCAGGUCCGCAUCCUGACCGAGGCCGUGGAUGACAUCACCUCCGUGGACGACUUCCUCUCUGUUUCAGAGAACCACAUCCUUGAGGAUGUCAAUAAAUGCGUAAUUGCUCUGCAAGAGGGAGACGUGGACACUCUCGACCGAACUGCUGGAGCUAUCCGUGGCCGAGCUGCCCGUGUUGUCCACAUCAUUAACGCUGAGAUGGAAAACUACGAACCUGGGGUCUACACUGAGCGUGUGCUGGAGUCCAUCAAGCUGCUGUCUGAGACUGUCAUGCCCCGUUUUGCUGAACAAGUGGAGGUAGCUAUCGAGGCUCUGAGUACGAACCCCCCGCAGGCCUUUGAGGAGAAUGAGUUCAUUGAUGCGUCCCGGUUGGUGUACGAUGGCGUCCGUGACAUCAGGAAAGCUGUCCUAAUGAUAAGGACACCAGAGGAGCUGGAAGAUGACUCAGACUUUGAACAGGAGGAUUAUGAUACUCGCAGCAGGACUAGUGUCCAGACUGAAGAUGACCAGCUUAUUGCAGGACAGAGUGCUCGGGCCAUCAUGGCGCAGCUUCCCCAGGAGGAGAAGGCGAAGAUUGCUGAGCAGGUCGAGAGCUUCAGACAGGAGAAGUGCAAGCUCGAUGCAGAGGUUGCCAAGUGGGAUGAUAAUGGCAAUGACAUCAUCGUGCUAGCCAAGCAGAUGUGUAUGAUCAUGAUGGAAAUGACUGACUUCACAAGAGGCAAAGGCCCCCUGAAGAAUUCCUCUGAUGUGAUCAACGCCGCUAAGAAAAUUGCAGAGGCCGGAUCCAGGAUGGACAAAUUGGCCCGUGCUGUUGCAGAUCAGUGUCCCGAUUCAGCCUGCAAGCAGGACCUGCUGGCUUACCUGCAGAGAAUCGCCUUGUAUUGCCAUCAGCUCAACAUCUGCAGCAAGGUGAAGGCUGAGGUCCAGAAUCUGGGCGGAGAGCUUAUCGUGUCCGGGUUGGAUAGCGCUACUUCUCUGAUUCAAGCGGCCAAGAAUCUAAUGAACGCAGUGGUCCUGACAGUAAAGGCCUCGUAUGUAGCUUCCACCAAGUACCAGAAGGUGUACGGGACGGCUGCAGUGAACUCGCCCGUGGUGUCUUGGCGCAUGAAGGCUCCGGAGAAAAAGCCCCUGGUGAAAAGGGAGAAGCCAGAGGAAUGCCAGACACGUGUCCGACGAGGCUCCCAGAAGAAACACAUCUCCCCCGUCCAGGCCCUCAGCGAAUUCAAGGCCAUGGACUCUUUCUAA
Messenger RNA from Menidia menidia (Atlantic silverside), 1773 nucleotides. Lineage: Eukaryota; Metazoa; Chordata; Actinopteri; Atheriniformes; Atherinopsidae. The record is from the annotation of a GenBank genome assembly.